Molecule: messenger RNA, 2073 nt
Organism: Hemiscyllium ocellatum (epaulette shark)
Lineage: Eukaryota; Metazoa; Chordata; Chondrichthyes; Orectolobiformes; Hemiscylliidae
Product: potassium voltage-gated channel subfamily A member 1-like
Exons: 1
Coding region: 114-1568 (484 amino acids)
Biological process (GO): potassium ion transmembrane transport; protein homooligomerization
Cellular component (GO): membrane; voltage-gated potassium channel complex
Molecular function (GO): protein binding; delayed rectifier potassium channel activity
Source: RefSeq, a predicted model, not a curated record
UGGGGGGGUGUUGCUGAUCAGGAAAUGCCAGACGCUGCCCUGGCGGAGGUGUCAGAUCACAGCGAGUGCCCUCAGCCGCCCCUGGACCAGGAACGAGAGCGGCCCGGCUGAAGAUGACCCUGGUCGGCGAGGAGGACAUCGACGAGUCGGUGGUGCUGACCGCGCUCUGUCAGGGUCACCGCGAUCCCGAGGAGCUGGGGCAGGAAUGCUGCGAGCGGGCGUUCAUCAACAUCUCGGGGCUCCGCUUCGAGACCCAGCUCAGGACCCUGGCCCAGUUCCCCAACACCUUACUCGGCAACCCGAGGAAGAGGAUGCGCUACUUCGACCCCCUGCGGAACGAGUACUUCUUCGACAGAAAUCGCCCCAGCUUCGACGCCAUCCUGUACUACUACCAGUCGGGCGGGAGGCUGAGGAGACCUGUUAACGUGCCCGUCGACGUUUUCCUGGAGGAGAUCAAAUUUUACGAGAUGGGCGAUGAGGCCAUUGACAACCUCCGGGAGGAGGAAGGUUUCAUUAAGGAAGAGGAGCGGGUUCUGCCCAGCAACGAGUACCAGCGUCAAGUUUGGCUGUUGUUCGAAUACCCCGAGAGCUCGGGAGCUGCGAAAGGGAUAGCCAUCGUCUCCGUCCUAGUUAUUCUCAUUUCCAUCAUCAUAUUCUGUUUGGAGACCCUGCCCGAAUUCAGAGAAGACUCCCACCCGAACCUGAUGAAUUUUGCUACCAAUGGCACGGAAACCGUGAGGAUGAACUCGUUCACCGACCCCUUCUUCAUCAUCGAGACUCUAUGCAUCGUCUGGUUCUCUUUCGAACUGUUGGUGAGGUUUUUCUCCUCUCCCAGCAAGCCUGGCUUUUUCAAGAACAUCAUGAACAUCAUCGAUAUAGUGGCCAUCAUCCCUUAUUUCAUCACCCUGUUCACCGAGUUAGUGUACCACCAAAGCAACGGGCAACAGACCAUGUCCCUGGCCAUCCUCAGGGUCAUUCGGCUUGUUCGGGUCUUCCGCAUCUUCAAGCUCUCCCGCCACUCUAAGGGUCUCCAGAUCCUGGGGAAAACCCUGCAGGCCAGCCUGAGGGAGCUGGGCUUGCUCAUGUUCUUCCUCUUCAUCGGGGUCAUCCUGUUCUCCAGCGCCGUCUACUUCGCCGAGACCGACGACCGUGAUUCGAGUUUUUCCAGCAUCCCCGACGCCUUCUGGUGGGCGGUGGUCACCAUGACCACGGUGGGCUACGGCGACAUGUACCCCAUCACCAUCGGCGGCAAGAUCGUGGGCUCGCUGUGCGCCAUCGCCGGCGUCCUGACCAUCGCCCUGCCCGUGCCCGUCAUCGUCUCCAACUUCAACUACUUCUACCACCGGGAGAACGAGCAUGAGGACCAGGCUGAGUAUCUGCAUGUCAGCAGCGGGCAGCAGACAGCUUCCCUGAGCCGCUUCAAAGCGAGCGACCAGUCCCUGGACAAAAGCGAGAACCUGGAGGCCGAGGACAACGUGGACGCGUUGUUCCUGGGUCCCCACCAGUACCCCAGUUACACCCCAACUAAACAGAAACCCCAAGCCAAGAAAAUAUUCACUGAUGUAUGAUCAAAGGGAGAGGAAAGGACGGGGAGGGGUUAACUCGGGUGUUGGGAUCUGAGGAGAAGGGGGAAUUGAACACAGAGAAACCCUACAUUCAGUGUUCUCAGUCACAUUAAAAGAAACGUCUGAUAGUCAGCCUCAACCCAUGGAAGCUAAAUAUUUUUGAACCAAUACAUGUGUGACAGAAUUAUAUCUAUGCGAGGGAGGGGGAGCAUCGAAUUGAAAAACAAAAGUCUUCCUUUUUUUAGCUUUGCUGUCAACGUUUGUAGUUUAUUUUACAGUUUUUUUUCCUGUGGUUUAUUGCGACUUGCCCGCCAUUUUUUGUUGCAUUGGUCUUGACACAUUUCACGAAAGGUUAACCUUCAAUGUGUGUCAAUUGAGUUGAACAAAAACGAACCGUGCGGCAUCUAUGUUUUUUUUAAAAAAGAAGAAAAGCGAUUAGCUUCUAUCACUCCCCCCGCCUCCCCUCGCUUCCUUCCCGCUAAUUGCGUAUCACAUCAUGGGAGAGGAG